Messenger RNA from Rotaria sordida, 696 nucleotides. Lineage: Eukaryota; Metazoa; Rotifera; Eurotatoria; Philodinida; Philodinidae. The record is from the annotation of a GenBank genome assembly.
AUGACACAAAAUAAUGCUGGUGGAUCAGUUAAAGAUGCAGCCGAUCAGAAUUUUGAUUAUAUGUUUAAAUUACUUAUUAUUGGAAAUUCAUCUGUAGGAAAGACAUCAUUUCUUUUUCGAUAUGCCGAUGAUUCGUAUACAUCUGCCUUUGUUAGUACAGUUGGUAUUGAUUUUAAGGUUAAAACUGUAUUUCGUCAUGAUAAACGUGUUAAAUUACAAAUAUGGGAUACAGCUGGUCAAGAACGUUAUCGAACAAUAACAACUGCAUAUUAUCGUGGUGCAAUGGGUUUCAUUCUAAUGUAUGAUAUAACAAAUGAAGAGUCAUUUAAUGCUGUACAAGAUUGGGUUCUGCAGAUAAAGACACAUUCAUGGGAAAAAACCCCGGUUAUAUUGAUUGGGAAUAAAUGUGAUAUGGCAAAUGAGAGAGUUGUUCAUUUGGAAGAAGGAAAAAAACUUGCCGAUGCACUCGGUUUGGAAUUUUUUGAAACUUCAGCAAAAGAAAAUAUCAAUGUUAAAUCUGUAUUUGAAAGAUUGGUUGAUAUUAUUUUAGAAAAAAUGUCUGAUGCAAGUGAUGAUUCAAGUGGUACUGGUCAAGGAAAUACUGUUUACGGUAAUCAACCAGGUGCAUAUAAUAAAGGAACUACAAGACUUACCGCUAAUGAUCAACAAACUAAAGGCAAUCAAUGUCAAUGUUAG